Molecule: messenger RNA, 2502 nt
Organism: Aureobasidium subglaciale EXF-2481
Lineage: Eukaryota; Fungi; Ascomycota; Dothideomycetes; Dothideales; Saccotheciaceae
Exons: 1
Coding region: 163-2385 (740 amino acids)
Biological process (GO): phospholipid biosynthetic process
Cellular component (GO): endoplasmic reticulum membrane
Molecular function (GO): glycerone-phosphate O-acyltransferase activity; glycerol-3-phosphate O-acyltransferase activity
Source: RefSeq, a predicted model, not a curated record
CAGAAAACCAAAGUGACCCGCGAUUUGCACUUCUUCUUUUGAGAUUGUCUCGAAUGGCGCUUUAAAAGACGCGCGCAUAUACCAGAUAGGAUCUACACGUGUCUGUGUUGUCUUAGGUGCGCGAUCAGCCAACUCAAGAGCUGAGCUGCGCUCGACGCGAAGAUGACCUCAACGGAUAACCACAACCCGGCGAUGGCCUCAACACAGGACGAAAAGGCCACACAAAACACAACAAGCCUCAAGGGAUCAAAGUCCGAUAACAUGCAACAAGUUGUGAAGCAAUCCAAGGGCAACUCAAAAGUACUGACGCCAUGGGUCUACGAUCUCGGACUGGGAACCUUCAAUCUUGCAUUGGAUGUGUUCUUCAGAGAAAUCUAUCCGAGAAACACCUACAGAAUUCCCAAAAAGGGGCCAGUCAUUAUCGUCGGCGCUCCUCAUGCCAACCAGUUUGCUGAUUCUAUCAUCCUCAUGCGACUGCUGAAGCAGCAUGUUGGACGCCGCAUGUCUUUCCUAGUGGCUGAAAAGUCCAUGAAGGAACCUUACAUCGGUGCCAUGGCUGGCAAGAUGGGUUCUUUGCCAGUGACGCGAGCUAUGGAUCACGUCAAGCCUGCUCAGGGUUACAUCUCUCUCCCAGAUCCUGAGAAUGAUCCAACCCUGGUCCGUGGUGUGGGUACCAAUUUCCUCAAUGGCCAAUACAUGCAUGGUGGCAGCAUUAUCAUGCCGAAGCGACCGGGCUCGAAGGCAGCACCUGAGAGUCAGUAUAUUGAGGAAGUCCUGGGACCAAGGGAGUUCCGCCUCCGAGAGGCAUUCAAGACCGAGGACGCUAUCAUGCAACUUACUGGCGAGAGCAAAGCUCCAGAUGGGAGCAAGAUCAAAGGCACAAAAUUCAAGGUUGCGCCUCACAUCGAUCAAAACCGCAUGUUCGAUGCAGUCUACCGCGAGCUCUCCAAGGGUGCCUGUGUUGGUAUCUUCCCGGAAGGUGGAUCUCACGACCGAAGCGACUUACUGCCAUUAAAGGCCGGUGUUGCUAUCAUGGCUCUGGGAUGCCUGGCUCGUGAUCCGGACUGUGGCCUCACCAUCAUCCCGGCUGGUAUGAACUACUUCCACGCUCAUAAGUUCCGCUCGCGAGCUGUCAUCGAGUUUGGAAACCCUAUCGAUGUACAUCCUGAUCAGGUGAAAGCUUUCAAAGCUGGAGGCAAUGAGAAACGCGAUGCUAUUGGAUCACUUCUCGAAACUAUCUACGAGGGACUGGCAGCAGUGACGCAACCUAGUCCGGACCACGAGACGCUACAGCUGAUUCAAGCUACGCGCCGUCUUUAUAACCCUCCUGGUCGCAAGCUUCCUCUACCUGUCGUCAUCGAAUUCAAUAGACGUCUACUGAAGGGCUACACCAAGUACCAGGAUGAUCCGCGCGUUGGAAAGCUGAAGAAGGCGGUUGUUGACUACAAUCGCCAUCUUCGUGCGUUAGGUAUCAAGGACCAUCAAGUCGAGUGGGGUGAUGCUUCCGCACGCCCUUGGUGGUGGUGUCUGGCCACGCUACUUUACCGCCUUGGCGAGCUACUGCUUCUGGCAUUGGGAACCUUGCCAGGUAUCCUCAUGUUCUGGCCAGUCUUUGUGACUUCCAAAAUGAUCUCUAUCAAGAAGCAAAAGAAGGCCCUUGCUGGUUCGGUCGUCAAACUGCAAGGUCACGACGUCAUGGCUACCUGGAAGAUCCUGGUCGCAAUGGCACUUGCCCCAGCUCUGUACAUCUACUACACCGCGCUUGUGAGCACUUGGCUCUAUUACAAUCGCAUUGGUGGGCAGUACACCUUCUCUCUCCCUUGGUACCUCCGAGCAAACACCUAUGUUCCCGACUUUGUCCCUCUUUGGCAAUUCUCGAUCUUCUUCUUCGGUCUCAUGGUGUCUGUUUCUUUGGCUGCUUUACGUAUCGGUGAGAUUGGUAUGGACAUCCUGAAGUCAUUACCUCCUCUCUUCGUAGCUCUGAACCCGUCAUCCUCGGCCUCACUCACGCAACUCCGCGCUCAUCGCAAUGCCCUCGCUAAGCAAGUGCGUGAGACUACGGACGCCAUCGGUCCUGAUGUCUUCCCUGGAAUGGUUGCUCGUGGUUUGGAACAAUCCGAGGAUGAAGAAGGCGAAUCAUACCAAUCACAGAUGAAGCGAAGCUCUCUGGCCGACAAGGCUGACGAGAGAAGCAGAAGCCGUGGACCCGGCCCAUUCUGGUGGCCUGAAGCCUUGACUCCUGGUAGUAGAUCUACCUCGUUCUCCAUGGCUUCGUCAACGCCAGAAAGAAGAGGAAGAGGCAGAAAUGAGUCAGUGGUACAGGAACCCCGCCAAAAUGAAGAUGAGAGCGAAAAGGUUGAUGAGUAUGUUGACUACAGUUAUUAAGUGAUAUUUGCAUAGCUUCCUCCCAUCACAUAUUUGUAUAGCGUCUUUCAUCAGUACAUAAUGACCAAAAUUCACAGCCUCUCCUACCAAGAUCAAUUCGAUCAUGGCUCUGCAAGU